Messenger RNA from Stegastes partitus (bicolor damselfish), 2435 nucleotides. It is a transcript of the gene barx2, whose product is annotated as BARX homeobox 2. The record is from RefSeq and is a predicted model, not a curated record. NCBI's taxonomy places the organism in Eukaryota, Metazoa, Chordata, Actinopteri, Pomacentridae. Gene Ontology annotation, biological process: regulation of DNA-templated transcription. Gene Ontology annotation, molecular function: DNA-binding transcription factor activity, RNA polymerase II-specific; DNA binding. The coding region runs from base 248 to 1120 and encodes 290 amino acids. The transcript has 4 exons.
GCACACAGCGCACUCACUUCAUUACCACUGUGGCGCAGUGCGCAGCUCAAGUUGAAGGCUGGCUGUUGAUCUUCACUACGACACUUCAGGGAAAGCUAAACUGCAUUUAAAGCAAGCAAUGAGUUAUUUAAACGUAUGAACGCCACUAGUCGCCUGUCCAGACGGUUCAACCUGCAUAAGCUUAGACAUUAUUACUGAACAGACACAUUACGAAGCGAAGACAGCGCACGGCGCACAGGGAUAGAUCAUGCACUGUCAAGCCGAGCUGAGGCUCUCCUCCCCCGGGCAGCUGAAGGCUGCCAGGCGGCGCUACAAGACUUUCAUGAUUGACGAGAUCCUCUCCAAGGAGACUUGUGAUUAUUUCGAGAAACUUUCUCUCUACUCGGUGUGUCCUUCGCUCAUUGUUCGACCAAAGCCUCUUCAUUCAUGUUCGGGCUCCUCAUCACUACGUGCCUACCCCCUCCUCUCAGUGAUCACACGGCAGCCGCCCAACCUGCCCCCCCACCUCCCGCAACCGUCCUCCCCGGGCGCGGUCCACUCGCACCUGCCCCUGCUCUCCCCACAGCAUCCGCGAGGCUCCGAGCCCUCACCCAGCCAGACACCCCUCAGCAUCAGCAGCGAGUCGGACAAUGAGCACAGCACACCCCGCCUCAAGAAGCCACGACGCAGCCGCACCAUCUUCACCGAGUUGCAGCUGAUGGGCCUGGAGAAAAAGUUCCAGAAGCAGAAGUACUUGUCCACACCUGAUAGGUUAGACUUGGCUCAGUCCCUCGGUCUCACACAGCUUCAAGUGAAGACAUGGUACCAAAACAGGCGUAUGAAGUGGAAGAAAAUGGUGCUCAAAGGAGGUCAUGAGGCCCCGACUAAGCCCAAGGGAAGACCCAAGAAGAACUCCAUUCCCACCACAGAGGAAAUAGAGGCCGAAGAACGAAGAAUGAAGAUAGAGGAGGAGGAGAGGGUGAGGAGGGCGGCCGAGGAAGCAGCGCUGGCUCACGGAGGAGGUGCAUCUCAGCUGGAACCUCAGGAUCUCAGUUCAGACACUCAAAAUCCAAACGGAGCAAAGGAGGGAUCUGAGCAAGAGCUGCCACACCUUAUGUCAGAAACUCACGCAGCCAGCUAAGCAAGAACAAACCAACCAAAGACUAAUGCCAACCUGAAAACAAAUAGUGCCUCAGGAUCACUGUAAAAAGCCUGUGUGGUGUUUAGAGCCAUUUGCUUUAGCAAUUUGGACUGGAUGCCCAUUGAAGGUGUCCAGUCUCUAGCCAGUGUAGCCUUGUAUUUUUUCUGUACUGGAACAUGUGCCAUACAAAGAGCUAAUCUACACGAUUGCACUGUGGUCCAUAGUAUAAGGAGUGUAAAUCUGUCAAAUCCAAACAGGUCAGUCAAGCCUUAAUCACAACAUAGUGACAUGUAUCAUGCAUCAUCACGUUAUUGUGCUUUUCAACUGUGAGAGAUCACAUACAACUCUCUGUCCUCAAAGCUGCCAAAAUAUCAGACAUUGCCUUACUGUGGUGUAUCUAUGUAUCUUUGUAUUACAAAUCACUGACAAAAGCUGAUAUAUGAAAUGGCUGCAGUGCCUUGCUAGUCUCAGAGGAAAGCUUUUAAAGUGUUGAUAAAGUCACCAUCGAAUGCAGUAUAUUUUUUUACAGUUAUUUCUGAUUAUACGUGCUGUAUUUGGAGACAGGUUUGUACAGUUUAGAAAAGGGAAACUUCUGUGUUCAGACUGGCAAAAAUUUGUUCAUUAUUUGCUCAGCGAAGCUUUCGUUUUUAGUUUUUUCAAAGCUGAAAAUCAAUAUUUCUGCCAAGACAUACACUGUAACAUACUGUAGAAAUAUGUAUAAAGUAUAAAAUAUAUGGUCUUUGGAUAUAUAUGUAAAACAGUAUUUUUAAUUGCUCUUUUAAAUUGGAUUAAAAUAGUUUAUAUGUACAAUGUUUCAGCCGUCCUAGAUUUUUGUUUUUUCUUCUUUCACGGGAGUAAGGAUGACUUUCAGCCACGAGGGCACUAAGACUCUUAAGCCGUUGUGAUUCACAGAGGGAAUAAAUCAUAGCCUGUGCCAGAGAUACACAGCAAAUGUUGAACAUUUAAAAUCUCAAAGACGUUUUCAGCCUGCAGGCUUUGCAUGAGUACAGCAAUCGGUAUGUUAGACCUGCAUUAACAAAACACUGUCUUCAACUGCCUGUCAGUGACUUCUCUAUUACCUUAAAACUCUACUCUCUGUCCUGUCAAAGAAUUGUAAUUUUCACUUUUUGAAAUUAUACAGAUUUAUUUUUAUUCGUCAUUGUUUCAUAUGAAAAGUGCAGUAUUUUUCUGAUGUAAAUAAUGCUUGUUUGGUAAGCUUGUUUGCUGUUUUUUUAGGUUUGUGUAAAAUUAUUUUUACUAUAUACAAGUGUGUGUUUAUGUAUUUAAAUACACUUAAUAAAAUAUCUACCAUUGA